Serinus canaria (Common canary) is the source of this 806-nucleotide messenger RNA. It is a transcript of the gene C5H14orf132, whose product is annotated as chromosome 5 C14orf132 homolog. NCBI's taxonomy places the organism in Eukaryota, Metazoa, Chordata, Aves, Passeriformes, Fringillidae. The transcript has a single exon. The coding region runs from base 16 to 231 and encodes 71 amino acids. The record is from RefSeq and is a predicted model, not a curated record.
UCACAGCUUCCUGUUAUGGGAGGAGCCUUUAUGGACUCACCCAAUGAGGACUUUAGCACAGAGUACUCCCUGUUCAACUCAUCAGCCAACGUCCAUGCAGCUUCUUCCAUGCAGAAUCCACCAGAAGAGACAUCCCGUUCUUCAAAUGAUGCCAUAUUGUUAUGGAUUGCAAUAAUAGCAACAAUUGGAAAUAUUGUGGUUGUGGGAGUGGUGUAUGCCUUCACCUUCUAGGAUGACUGUCACUACAAACACUGGAAGAAAGGAAAUCUUCAACAGUAUUUGUCAUGUGUAUGUAUGUAUGUAUGUAUGUAUGUGUGUAUAUAUACAUGUAUAUCUAUAUAAAUACAUAUAACUAGAGACUUUGUUGAUUAAGUGCUGCCACAGUCAUGGAAAUGAAAUGCAAGUUAAUCAUAUUAAGUCUUGAUGGCAGAAAGUUUGGAUGCAAAUUAUGUGGAGGUGAGAGCUUUAUUUGAGAACAGAGCCAAUACCAGUUUUGUAUAGAAAUGUAAUAAAAGAGAGAUCAACUUGGGUAUAGUAAAUACAGAGAGAGAUAUUUAUAUAGAAAGUGCUUAUUUUUUACUGUAGAUUUUUCUAGUAGCUCUUCUGCAGUUUGUCAGCUUUCUUUUUUUUUUUUUUUGUGUGUGCAUUUUUUACUGUGGUAUAACGUUAUAUGGAAUUGUUCCAGGUCGUGUUUUCUGGACAUAAUUUCCUUGAUGAACCAAAUGGUUGGCAUUGGUUUGGUUCUGAUGAAGUCCAAGUUCAUCGUGUGUGGGUCUUCAGCAUGGCUGUAGACUCCUGGGCUGGAU